This is a messenger RNA of Syngnathoides biaculeatus (alligator pipefish), 2132 nucleotides long. It is a transcript of the gene hprt1, whose product is annotated as hypoxanthine phosphoribosyltransferase 1. Gene Ontology annotation, biological process: hypoxanthine metabolic process; guanine salvage; purine ribonucleoside salvage. Bases 265 to 921 code for a protein of 218 amino acids. Gene Ontology annotation, molecular function: hypoxanthine phosphoribosyltransferase activity; magnesium ion binding. The record is from RefSeq and is a predicted model, not a curated record. The transcript has 9 exons. Lineage: Eukaryota; Metazoa; Chordata; Actinopteri; Syngnathiformes; Syngnathidae.
UUCUGAUAGGCGUCGGUUUUUGGAGAGGGCGGGCUCGGCCAAUCCUGCCCGUUGGGUGCUCGCUUCGCCCCCGCGUCAUCGUGACAACAUUCGCGCUCCGCUCGAGUGGCGAAACGCGCUGCGGGCGAGUGAGCCGGAAGGACGCGGGAGUUAGCGACGCGGCUAGCGUCUCCCUUGGAGGUGGAACGUCGGGAAUUGCGCGUUUUCUUUUGUGUUAUCCGCCAGAGAAAAGGUACGCUCAAGGGAAGGCCGGCAGGAAUUGACAUGGCGACAUCCGCCCAGUGUGUUGUGAUCACUGACGAGGAGCAGGGGUACGAUCUGGACCUGUUCUGCAUACCAAAGCACUAUGCAUGUGACUUGGAGAGGGUCUACAUCCCACACGGACUUAUUUUAGACAGGACAGAGCGACUGGCGAGGGAGAUUAUGAAGGAAAUGGGAGGGCACCACAUUGUUGCCCUCUGUGUGCUGAAAGGCGGCUACAAGUUCUUUGCAGACCUGCUGGACUACAUCAAGGCCCUGAACAGGAACAGCGACCGCUCCAUCCCCAUGACGGUGGACUUCAUCCGCCUCAAGAGCUACUGUAAUGACCAGUCAACAGGGGAAAUUAAAGUCAUUGGAGGAGAUGACUUGUCUACUUUGACAGGCAAGAAUGUGUUGAUUGUGGAGGAUAUUAUCGACACUGGGAAGACAAUGAAGACAUUAUUACAACUCCUUAAACAGUACAAUCCCAAAAUGGUUAAAGUGGCAAGUUUGUUGGUGAAAAGGACACCAAGAAGUGUUGGAUACCGACCGGACUUUAUAGGCUUUGAGGUUCCUGACAAAUUUGUUGUGGGAUAUGCACUAGACUACAACGAGUACUUUAGAGAUCUAAAUCAUAUCUGCGUCAUUAGCGAAACAGGGAAGGAGAAGUACAAGGCAUGAAGGGGACCUUUUAUAUAUAUUUUUUUUUCAAUGGCUGUUUAUAUUUUUAAGACCAAUUUUAUUUUUGAGUACCUCGUUAAAAAAAAACAACAUUGCGGUCUCAGGUUGUCCUCGGGAUUGCGCAGUUCGCCCAUUUUAGUUCCCUCCACACUGCCAGUACUCGCCUGUUUCAGUCAUUUGCCUCAGAUCAAGACAUGUUUAGGCAAUACAGCAGAUGUAAAUGUACAAAACUGUGCACAAUCGGUAGGGAAGUCAAUUGUUAACCUUUUUAAAGUAUGAAAUGGUUAACUUUGUAACGCUGCUGCUUCUUCUUUUUUUCCUUACUGUUUGGACAAAGUUCAGAGACUGUAAGGCAACAGCACGGGUUUCUGACUUUUAAUUUUGCAUUUGUUUUAAUUUUAUAUUUAUAUUUGAAAUUCAUCACUUAGUUAUGAUCACUUGUUGUGAAAAUGUCCAAAUUAUCGCCUUUAUUCUUAUCCACUCCCUCUCUUUGUAGUCGUCCUCUUUUUCUGUGACCGUCACGCUGCAGUUUUAUGGUUUUAAGUGAUAGUGAUAUAGUACAACAUACUAUAUACCCCUUUGUGGAGCUCCAAAACCUUAUACACAACAGGUGACAAACUCAAGGCCCGGGGGCCAGAUCCGGCCCGCCACAUGAUUUUAUGUGGCCUGUGAAGCCAAAUCUAGAGUGUCAAUUUCAAUUAUUCUUGUAAAAAUUUGUACAAAAAGUUUCAAAUUGUCAUGCAUCAUAAGUGAUAAACUCGAGAUAUUCCAAGGAUUUUUGUGUUACCAAACAUUUCUAGUUGAAAAACAUUACCCGUGAUUUCUGGUUCCAAAAGUAGAUCAUAAAUUGAUGACGUAAAUACGAUGUGACGAAUAAAUAUUUGGGUUGUUUCACAAUCAUAACGGCCCUCUGAGGGAAACCGGAGACACAAUGUGGCCCGCAAGAAAAAUGAGUUUGACACCCCUGUUACACACGGUAGUAGUUUUUCAUUGAAGUACUUCUGUAGGUCAACUCACUGAGUGUAUGGGUGUGAGUCACGAAUUGUCUUUUUUUCCAUUUAAAUUUUUCUUUUUUUUUUUUUUUUUUUUUUUUUUUAGCGAUGUUCCAUUCCAGUCUAUUUCGGCUGUGUCGGCCCAGUGCAGUGAGCCUUAGUUUCCUGAGCACUUCUCUCCACACUGAGAAUAUUAAACUAGCAUCUUCUUAUUUGUCA